Messenger RNA from Corvus hawaiiensis (hawaiian crow), 11999 nucleotides. RefSeq names its product synaptotagmin 14 (gene SYT14). Bases 416 to 2638 code for a protein of 740 amino acids. The record is from RefSeq and is a predicted model, not a curated record. The transcript is spliced from 7 exons. NCBI's taxonomy places the organism in Eukaryota, Metazoa, Chordata, Aves, Passeriformes, Corvidae.
UGUGUUUUGAAAAUGUUAGUGGUUUCCCAGAUCUCGAUUCAGGAUACACUACAAGAAAGAAUUCACAAGAUAAACUUUGUUAGAAUAAAAAAAAAAAUUCCACCUCACACAGUUGUCUUGUUUUUGAAAAUAAUGAAUUUUAUUAUGGCUAGUUGAUGCUGCAUUUGAUGAAAGACUAUGAUUUUGCUGGUUGAUUGUGGCUUCACUUCAAGAUAUUUAUUUAGCUGUUUUUUUAUUAUUUUCAAUGCAUAUUGAAUGAAAAGAUGAAAGCUGCAACUUCCCCUUGUAAAUGUAUUGAUUUUUGAGAUAGCAAAGGCAAAUAGCUCUGAAAUUGAAGCUGGAGAAUCAGAGAUGAUCAGUUUGUGAAACAGAGGACCACUCACUAUUAAAAGCUGUUGCUGAAUAGGCUGGACAAAUGGCAUUUUUUAGAAACCUUCACCAAAAUCUGAACCUUCCCUCUGUGUCUUCCCUGGUGGACACGCUCAGCAGCGCUGUGGAUGACCUGGCCAGUGUUGUUGGCGAGGUCGGCUACUCUGUAGCUGACUCAGUGACAGAGCAAGUAACAAGCAUGAUCAGUGGCCUGCGGGCAGAAGAUGAGAGCUCCAAAACACAGAGUGAUAAACCUGUAGAAGGCAGAGAGGAACACACACCGUCAUUAAAUCAUUCUCAGGAAAGUAAUAUGAAAACAAAGAGAAGUGCUGCAGAACACAAAGAGACUCAUAAUUCUGAUUUGUUAGAUUUUGUAAGAAAAGGUACAAGUCAAGUUGGACUAUCUGACCAUGUCUCAAACAAAAACCAGUGCCAGUUAAGAGGCACAGAUAAUAAUAAUCCUGUCAGUGAUACAGAAGUACCUCAGGAUUUGAAGACUGUAGGAGGACCUUUUAAAAGGGAAGCAGUAGGGGGAAAUGAGUGUUUUAUAAAUGGUAAGGAUAGUAACCUGAAAAGUAACAAAUUUACUGUGGAGCAAUCUAUUGAGGAGCAAGAGAAUUGUCUAUAUGCAGUAUCAGAUAAUUCUAAGAAUCAUGUGCAUAAAAAAAUCAAACCACAGUCACCUGGAGUUGAUUUUAAAGAUUCUGGUAAAGUGCACAGUAUGAAUGUUCCCCAAGAUUUAGAAGCAAAACUUGUUGAAGUACAGAAGGAGAAAUUAUCAGGCUCCAGCUUGAAGAAGAUGCACAAUGACCGUCUUAAUUGCCUUAAUGAAAUCAAAGAAAAGAAAUCUGAAGCCUUCUUUGACAGAAAAGGAAAACCCACCUCGAAAGAUGAAGGCAAUGUGUCAACUACAAUUGCGAAUAAGGGUAAAAGGGAAAGCUCAAAGAAAUUAGAAAGAGAGCUAUAUAGUAAGAAGACAGCAGGAAAAGCAAACUGCAUUCAGAGGAUGAGAAGAACACCUCCGCUGGAUGAACUGCAGCCGCCUCCGUACCAGGAUGACAGUGGUUCUCCUCAUCUUUCCUGUACGCCUUCUGAAGUUGGAGACAGCAAAUGCGAAUAUUCCCAGUGUAGCAACAGUCCAAGAUGUUCAUAUAAAUGCCCAAGUGAGGGAAGCACAGGACAUGAAAUAGAAAGCUUUCAUAACAAAGGAUACGAGGAGGAUGUUCCGAGUGAUAGCACAGCGGUUCUUAGUCCAGAGGAUAUGUCAGCUCGAGGAUCAUCUUCACAGCUUCCUAAACCUUUUGAUCCUGAGCCAGUAGCUAAAUAUGGCACACUGGAUGUGACUUUUGACUAUGACUCACAGGAACAGAAGCUUUUGGUGACAGUGACAGCUGUCACAGACAUUCCAACAUACAGCAGGACAGGUGGAAGCUCGUGGCAAGUACACCUAGUUCUUCUCCCUAUAAAGAAGCAGAGAGCAAAAACCAGCAUCCAGCGGGGACCGUGCCCUGUGUUCACAGAGACAUUCAAAUUUAAUCACGUCGAGUCUGAGAUGAUUGGGAAUUAUGCAGUUCGCUUUCGACUGUACAGUGUACGGCGCAUGAAAAAAGAGAGGAUUGUGGGAGAAAAGAUUUUUUACUUAACAAAAUUGAAUCUUCAAGGGAAGAUGUCAGUGCCAGUGAUACUGGAACCUUCUUACAGUCUGCCUGGUUGUGACUCUCAAAUGAGCAUGUCAGAAGUGUCCUGCAGUGAAAGUACCUCCUCUUGUCAGUCUCUGGUACAUGGCUCAGCUCCAGAAAUCCUCAUUGGCCUCCUUUAUAAUGCUACAACUGGAAGAUUAUCAGCAGAAGUGAUAAAAGGCAGCCACUUCAAAAACUUGGCAGCGAACAGACCACCCAAUGGACUGUUCUGUUGUCUAAAACACUUGAUAGGUGGACAGGUUUAUAUAAUCCGAGAUACCUAUGUUAAGCUAACACUGCUGAACUCGAUGGGGCAGGAGAUGUCCAAAUGCAAAACUUCAAUCCGCCGAGGGCAGCCGAACCCCGUGUACAAGGAAACCUUCGUUUUCCAGGUGGCACUGUUCCAGCUCUCGGACGUGACGCUCAUCCUGUCUGUGUACAAUAAGCGCAGCAUGAAACGAAAAGAGAUGAUAGGGUGGAUUUCCUUAGGUCUCAACAGCUCAGGAGAAGAUGAACUCAAUCACUGGACUGAAAUGAAGGAAUCUAAAGGACAGCAAGUCUGUAGAUGGCAUACUUUACUGGAAUCGUAAUGGAUGGUGGAAAGUGCAGUCUAAGUGGUUCUAAGGGAGUUUGUUCUCCCGGGAAGAUGAUCAUCCCUGGUCGCAAUCAGCAGAUGUGUUGUGGGAGUAAAAACUGGAAAUUGAGGUCAACAUUCCAUCAUAAAGGAUGCACAACAUGCAAAAUGGUGGGAUUUAAUAUAGAAUCUUCACUUAGUGUCAUGAACUUCCUUGGUGUCAGAGAAGCCUUGCUGUGCACAGAUAUGAUAGCAGUAUUCCCUUCCCCAUCCACCUGAUGCUGUAUUUGUUUGGAUUUGUUUUGUGGUUUUCAAUUCAGAAACAUUUUGUGCAAGGUUCUCCAAAUUAAUGUAAGCUCCUCCUUGUGUACCUUUUGUAUUGCUUUAAUACUGUAGCUUCUGACCUGCCUGCAUUCAGAUUAAAGGUCAAUAGUUUGCACUUUGAGAAAAAGUUAAUGGUCUGUAAAGCAAAAGCAAAAAAAAAAAACAACAAAACCACUGGUGAAAGAACACUUAAUAAUAUAGCAAAUAGAAAUAUACUGUUGUUUUGCACUGAGUUUCUUCCCAGGAGCUUAGUAAAGUAAGUUUUCAUUUUUUGAUAUGCAGUUGGUUUGAAAAAUACUAGCAUUUGGGCAUCAGGUGAACUUUGACAUCAAACUAAAGUUUCUUCAAUCUGUGACAGGAACGAGCUCUAUAUAUGGCAAAAAUUGGGUUUUUCCCUCUUGCCUGUACUUCUGCCUAAUCCAAAGAGACCAGAUCAUCAGUUUGGUCCCUUCCAAAACUCCUUAGACAGGUUGUACUGUAAAACUAUGUAACUUUCUGUUGAAAGCACUUCCUGUAUUCAUGUAUUCCAAUGUAGGAAGCUCUUAGAGCACGACUUUACUAAAAUAUAUUUUCAUUAAACAAAUUGAUACAGGUUUCUUUAAAAUGUCAGCAUUUGGAAAUUAGGUUGAACGACAGUGAAGGAAGUGGCAGCAGUUGAACUACUCUGAAUGAAUGCAAAAUACUAUGGCUUUGCUUGAAACAGCUAUCCAUUCAGGCCUCUUGUGAGCUGUUUUAGGAAUUACCGUAUGCUGUCUGUUGGAAGUAGAGAGCAAACCAGGAGUUUUUACCUUUCUUCUUGGAGAACAUCAGUAAGUUAUUUUUCUAGUGAUUUGCCAGCAAUUGAAUGAAUGUUCACACACAAAAUAGAAGUUUGCUUUGGUUAUGUUCAGGCUGGGAAACACAGCUUUCUAAGGACACAGUUGAGAAGCUGCAGUAUCACAAGAAGGUUUGCCAUCAGAUAAACACCACUAAAACUGGGGAAAUAUCAGUGCUUCUGAGAUUCUUAUUUGUCCCAAAGCCUUUAGCUGGACUCACACUAAUUUAUUGACUGCUGAAUCUAAUUCAUAUUACUGAAAUUGUGCGUUACUGAGUAAACAUAUUUUUUUAAAAGCUUCCCAAUUCAAAUAUUCUUUUCACCUGUAAUUACAAGCUUUGUUUCUUUUUAAUUGUUGCUGUAUAGAAAGCAAGCAAUUUCUUUUUUCUUAUAAAUGAUGGUGAUGUCUUACUAAUAUGAGACCUCACUGACUUUUAGCACUUGGUGGGUAGAAGAGUAAAGUGUUGGAUUUUGUUUAGACAAUUGGUGUUAGUCUAAAGCGUUCUCAUUAGAACAGAUUUGUUCCUCUUGAAUUUCUUUAUAAUACCUUUGAACAAUCCUGGCUUUGGGGUAUACAGACAGUCAAGUACAGUGAGACUGGUGAUGGUGAGUAUGCUGUAAUAAAGAUAUUUCACAUGGUUCUCGAAUUCUCACACUAUUUAAUUUCUUUAAGUCCUUUUUAAAGGAUUUUGUAAUUCUACAUCUUGGUUUAUUUGGUGUCUUUUGAGGGAUUUAUUUGCAGAGCCAGGUUUUCAGUUUUUGUUGAUUUAAAGAUUUAAACAUUAUUAGAGGCCUUUGGUUUGGUUUUUUUUUUCUCCUGAUAUUACGCUGCUGCUUCAUUUACAGAAGCUUUGUUUACUAAAUACAAACGAUGCAAAAACUUUCUUUAAACAUGAGCAGUCUUGCAGUAAUACAAUGCAGGUUGUCUCUCUCAGUCAUUUUUGUUAGUCCAGUUUGUGAAAUGUAAUGUUGAGUGUAGAAUUUAAUCAACAUUAAUUUUAUAUGCGUAAGGAAAAUGCUCAGAUUUUCCCAAUCCUUUAUGCUUUCCAUAUAAUAGAAGCAAUGAUGUAGAAGCUGUUGAAAAGCAGUUUUUCAGUGGAUAUGGAAGUGGUUUUAUCUAUUCUGUUUGUGGAUACUUAGACGCUCUUUCCUAAAACUGAAAAUUGUCUCUUGAUGGUUGUCUCUUUGUACAGGUUUUGCUAUUUAAAAUAAUGUACAAUAUUGAACAGCAAGAACUGAGUCAGGUAAUUCCAGUGGAGAACGUACUUAACAUCAUCAUUGAACAAGUGAAGAAGUCAGUUUGGAAGGUGCAGCAAAUAACCUCUUACAGAACCAAACUAAACUAAACUGUCAUGACUUGGAUUCCUGUUUGUAGUUUGCAUUGCUUCAGCUUUGCGUUUCAGCCUUUAGAUUUCUAAGGCACUGAAAUCUUAAUUUAGACAGUAGAGAUUUGUGGUACUCUGUGUUGGGCUCAUUUGGGAAGAGGAAUCUCUCUCUAGGACUUUUCCUGAAGUAUCCAGGACCACUCUGUGCUUCACAGAAGGAGGAUUGGUUUACUUGGAUUUAUACUGUACAAAGGCUAGGAACGGAAUGUAUAAAGAAUGGAAAUGAACAUUUAAUUUUGGGGCAGUAGAAUAUGGAUUUGUCGUGCAAAACCAGUCACACCAAUAAUUGGAUUUGCCUUGGGAUUUUUGUGAGUUAAUUAUUGUACCAAUAGCUGUCAUGUUGGUUUUUUCUUCCUAGAACCCAUUCUUAUUAUUUGAUUUGUUUGUAAGUUUGUUUUUCUUAUUGCUUAUGCAAACCUAUACUUUUGUAUUUGAAAUCUGCCUUCAGCUAUUGUGGGUUUUUUAAACCCUACAUAAGGGCUUGCACACGCAGUGUGGUUUUGUACAUUCAGGUAGGUCUUAAGCACGGAACAGAAUUGCUGAAGAACAAAGUAUCAGUAACAAAUUAGAUGCACUUGUAUUUUCCCCAGAGUUGGCUGUGGCUUUUUCAUAGCUUUUUGUUGUUUGCCUUUGUUCAAAAGUACAGUAAGUACUUGAAAAAAUGUAUCAAAUUAAUUACUUUUCUGUGUGCCAGCAAACCAUGUAGAGAUUGCAGAUCUUGAAUUGAAUCUGUUUCCUGUCAGUGUAGCCUUAAAUAAUUGUAGAACAGUGACUUUCUUACAGAUUCUAUUCUUGAAAGUAUUGCAUCCUUUCUGUAAGUGAUCUGUUUGGUUUAGUGCUUAGAACAUUUCAUGUACGUCCUAAUGUAUUGUAAAUGUGAAAAAGCUGGUCAGUUCCUUUCUGUUAAGGGCAAGGUUGUGAAGGGCGGGACAGCCAAGCACGAGGUCACUGCGCUGAAGGAGGAGAGGUUGUGCAGCGCCUGCAGGACAUCGCUGUCUCCCACAUCCGAGGAGGCAGGAAGGCAGCAGAGCCAUCCUGCUGCUCCUGUUCAGCCAGGGGGCACGGGGAACGAGGGGAGCACUGGAAAGAUGCAAAGCUCGGUCCUUGUGCUGCUGCCUCAUGCUCAGGAUGUGAGACAUCCACGUUGUAGCUGCACUGUGAGGUCUGACUGCAAAGGCAGAAGCAAGGCAAGGUGUAAGCUUUGCUAUGGAAGAAAUACGACACGAUUUCUAAACUAAAUUGAAGUCCUCUAAGCUCAUUAAUAAUUAUAUUGGGAAAUUUUGGGAGUGAAUGUAUGUGCUUUUGUGGGAGCUGAACAUUGUUAUCAAUUUAGAAAAUACUUGAGCUGCAAACAGAUUUUAUGGCAUUUACUGUGGGAAAUAUUUUUACCUGUAAAUUUUUGCAAUGACUUUUGAUGGCAGAUGCAGUGUCAGCAUCAGUACCUUCCCAUUUUCACACCUUUGGAGGAAUUCUUUUGUUGUCUACAAUCUGUGUUUGUGUUCUUAAUUUAUUCUCUUUUCUCCCCAAUGACUCACUCCUGCAAGCUCCCCAGGGCCCUGAGAAGCUGCCUGUGGCAGUCACUGGACCUUAGAGAUCAGGAACACUCUGCACUUUAAAGUACUGGUGCAAAGUUUCUGUGACCUGUCCAGCUCCCAAAGAUUUCUGAAAUGCAAACCAGAAGAAGAAAACUUUGAGGGAGACAUUUUCAUGCAGGAAUUGAGUACAGAUCAUUCUUACACAUCCCAGUUCUAACAACAAGUCUGGGGUAAGGUCAGGGAGUGAGGUGUGAGGGGAGGCCUUUUGGCCUGAGCUGUUCCAACCUGAAAUUAACAACAGAGCACCUUUCACUGAACUCAGAGUUGUAUUGAGCCCUCUACUUAUCAUACUUUUCUGGAGGAAAAAAAGCUGUCCUGUUUAUAGCAGUCUUUAGAAUGGUGGCUUGUCACUUGUAAGGCAGACUGACUUCCUCCUGAAGCUGAAUUCUCAAUAACUGAACAUCCUUUUAAUCUUUCCACUGAUGUGCAUGCCUGCCUGCCAUUAAUGUUAGUGAGAGGAGCCCAUGGGCUUCAAGUGGAGAGCAGACCUCACCUUGGAAGAGUGAAGAGCAAUGGGAUUGGUACGUUAGAGAGGUGGUACAGCCUGGCACCUGCAACACAGUCAAAUAUGAUUUCAAUUAUAAAUGAAAGCAGAAAACCAAACAUCUGGACACUGUCACAAACUUGUUAUUUAAUCAUUAUAUCUUAUUUUUGUUUCUUCUUUUCCUCAGCUUUUGAAAUAUUUUUAAAACAUUUUUAAAACUUAUUGUUAGAAAUGUUCAAGUGGUCCCUAAACAUCUUGAUCAUUUUAACUGGAACAUUUAGCAGUGCUUAUUGUUAGAAGGAGCCAUCAAGAAUGUUCUGUUUUUUGGUCUCUAACUCAACUGCUAGAUUUUGUAGUACAUCACAGCUGGAUUUCACAGGAUUUCAGACUACUUUGUUCUGAUGGUAGUUCUUGAGGGAAAAGUCACAGGAGCAUUUCCUUGUCAGCAAAUCACCAACACCCAUUGAAGAGAUGUCAUCUGAGAGCAAGGGCAUUAAAAUAAGGGAUGACUUUGUACAGUAGCAGCAACAGUGACUCAUAUUCCACUCUUGGAACCUUGUGGCCCUUGGAGGGCCCUGCUCAGAGAAACUGUGACAUGUGAGUUGUGGGAGUUCAUGGAUUCAGAGCAGCACUGCUCUCUGUGGACAUUGUGUGGCUUCUAAACCAGUGUAAUAUACAGAGGGUAGAUGGUUUUUUAUUUGCCUUGGGUGAGUAGGGCAAGUGCCAACUGGCCUACAGUGACAUGGAUUAGUUUAGCCUUAAGAACUUAUCACUGCCCCUCCUUAAAUUCAAGCAGGGUUUCUUCCUUUCUGCAGCCUAUGCAGGAAUCUUAUGCACCAGUAUCUGCUUAUAUUAUGUCUACCUGAAUAUGGCACAAUUAUUAGUGCUGGCAAGCUUAGUUCUUGUGUGGUGUGACUGUAGUAGUGGAUGGGCCUGGUACAUGCUGGAUCAGGUUUUGCUGGAUCAGGUUUUGCUGUUCAGGCUUAUGCUGAUCAAUAUAGAAACAUGGUCCUUAUGCAGAGGAAUGUGCCGGGAGUUAGGGAAGUUGGUGGUACUGCUCCUGUAGGAAUGAAGAUCAGGAGACAGCCCUGCCCAGAAAAAGGGCAAGGCUGUCCUAUAGCAAGAAGGAUUAAUUCAUUUCCUUGGAAGCAUCUGCUGGUUGAGCUGGCAUAAAGGCCCUACUCAGGGGAGCAGAAGCAGUAAUACCAUACCACUGAAGGAAUACCUCAUGGACAUUCAGGGAUGUAAUUAAUGUCAUCCUUUUCUCUCUUGUAUCUGAGGACAAGAGUCUUGCCCAUUGUAUCAAUAUAAUUUUUUUGCUGUGUUUUGCAAACCCCAUGGACACUGAUUGCAUGCUGAGGGUCUAAAGUGGAUUGCUUUUUAACUUUUGGUUCAUUUCCAGGGUGUGAGUUUGAAUGAAUUUGCAGAAUUAACUAGAAGAAUUAUCAUAGCUUUGAGAUGUGAUCUAGGCCAUAGUACAAGCAAGGAGCAGGGCUUUGAACCAGUUUUGAUAGUCAAUUUUGCAAAUGGCUUAUUAUGACAUUUUAAGAAAAUUUCUAAGCAGUUGAAUGUAUUAGGGAAUAUUUACAAAAAGAGGAGAUAGAGCAAUGAUCUUUUUUUACUAUACAGCUAGGUUGCUGUCCUUUCCAGUAAACCACAAGGUUCAUUAGUGCUCAGUACUGUUUCGUUUACGAUAAAUGUUUUUAAUGUGAUUUUCAGGACAAAGUGUAAUUAGUGAAACCUUUUAUUCAAUUUUUCCCUUUAUUUGCUUUUUUUAAGGAGAGAUUUCUCCUUAUAUAGUAUAUAUACUUUCUUACAGAGCUUUCUUACCUAUUUUUGUAUAAGAUGAUUUAACAAUGUGAAAUUAAAUGCUCUAUGAGCAAGCUAUAUCACUGUUAACGCAAUCAAAAGUGCUAAUAUAAUGACUAAGGGCCUGAACCUUCUGCCUUUUACUCAGGUCCUGGUUUAACCAGAUGUUGUUCAUGUUGUGUAGGACCUUUCCCUGUAAGCACUUCCAUCUAUUCCUGGGGAUGUCUCAGGGAAAGGCACUAUUAACGUGAAUAACAGUGGUAAAACUGAGCCUCCUCUCCAUUCUUAGUGGGACAUCUGUCAUGAGUAAAGGCUGCUGGCUCUGUCCCAAAGUAUAGUUUUAGAUUAUAGUUCCCUUGAUCUUCAGUGAUUUUGAACUUGUUUUUCUGGUGACUAUAAGCUAAUAACUGAUCUUAGUGAAUACAAAUAUUGAACUGUGCUGUUACCAGCAAGAUUAUUAAAAUGUGUUUCACAUUUUAAUUCAUUCUUUCAUUGGGAUAUCAGGAGUUGGAUUUGUGAAGCAUUCUAUUGCGUAGAGAUAGCACACAUUCACCACAUUUCUAGAAGGUAUAAAAUAUACAGUAUGUAGCAUUUUCUUGCAUACUUUUAUACUGCCUGUACGCCACCGAUGCAUUCGGUGCCUUCCUUCUUUUGUAUGAAACUUAAUAUGUAGAGAAACUGAAGUUAUGGUGUGUAAGCAAUGUCACUGCAACCGAAGAGAUGUCUUAAACUGAUUAUUCCUAGUCCGGGAGGUUUCAAAGGGCAGUUCAGUUUAACACAAUGCAUUUCUUUGAAUCUGAAGCUUUCCCCUUUCCUUCCUUGCCCCCACCCCACCCCCUGUCCAAGAAACUUCCUCAUAUGGCUGUUUAUUCUUAAUUGACUCCUGUGUCUGAUGUAAGUCACAUGGUGUUAACCAAAGAACCAAGUCUGUUUCUAAUUAUUUGGACAAAUAAUGUUUGGACUUGCAAUUACUUAAAGACAAAAAUGGUAUGAUGGAUCUCUGUUAACAAAUAUAAAAUAGGCUUCUGUAAAUGUGACUCCCAGCUGAGAAUUCCAAAUACCUCUUUUCUGACUGGAUGUGCAUUGUUGUAUCAGUAGCAAAGUGUUUGGAUUGUGUUUCUUGGUGCAUUUUGAUCAAAAUCCUAUCACAAACAGAAAUAUCAGUCAGUCAGUGCUGUCAGAUUAGCUUGGUUUACCAUGUUAUACCUAUAUCUGAAGUGUGCUACUUUGAGAACAGAUUUCGCUUUCCUGUGUCUGAAGUCCUGAUAUAGUCCAAUAAGUACCUGGUGUAUGCUGGUCUCACAGGAACAAACAGACUGAUGCUGCAUUGUAUGUACAUUUCCUACCAGAUUUCCUGCCAGUGUCCCUUCAUGGUACAACUUCUGUAAUAUAACACAGUUUUCAACUACUGUUUCGACCUAAAAUUCCUUAAAUUUCAAUGCAUGUAUAGCCUUAAACAUCUAAGACACCAAGCACAGUUUUAAUGGGAAUAGGUUAUAUUUGCAAGUCCUGUUUGUCUCAAAAGUCAUAGAAUUAUUUUUAUAUAUCAGUCAAAGAUUGUAGAAAAUGGGUACAUUGCAGUCAUGUUAUCAACCAUGCUCCUAAUUAUAUGCAUUAAAAAAAAAAGGCGUUUUUGCUAAAUGUUUUAGAAGUGAAGUAUCAGUGCUCAUUUCCUUUCUUGAAUUUGUUUUUGUUUUCAUAUUUUCAUUUCUGUACAGAACCUUGAUGCCCUUAACUAAUACCUGUGACUGAAUUCACACUGAUUUUCAGUAUUCCUUGAGCUGCUUUUCUUUUCUGUUCCUUUUUUAAACUGAAUAAGCAGUAAUUAAAAUUCCCCUAAAAAUUUCCUUUUUUUUUUUUUUUUACAUUUUGACAGUAACAUAAUUAGAGCAAAUGACUGUUUGCAGCUGUUUAUGCAGCUUAUUAAAGCCUGAGAACUUUGUUUGAAACUGUCAUUAUAAUCCAGAUGAAGACAUACAUUUCAUGGCAUUUCAGUCCACAUCAGGUGAACGCAGGAGCUCUGGCGAUGAAUGUGCAGAUCUGCACAUGGCGUGUCAGACUCUGAAUCCCCAGAGGGAUUUGUAAUUAAAUGUCGCAUUGUAUCUACAGUAUCUCCAGUUAUGUGUUGGCAGAUACUUGUUGUUUUGUUUUCUUUCUUAUUACCUAGCAAAAAACUACUUUUAUCAUUUUUGUGCUAUUGUAUAUUAACCUUGAGGGUUUCCAGCGUGCAAGAUCAGUGUAAUGUUGUCAGUUCUCUUUCUGUAAAAAAGCCCUGGACUUCCAGCAUACACAUCCCAUUCCUAUUCUGGGGAGAGCCAGAAUGCCACCAGCUGGUUUUAGUUAUAUUUACCUGUACAGCCCAGGUAACUUCAAUCCCAUGUUAGUUUGAUUGAAACAUGCUAUAGUGUAUCUUCAAACCACGGAUCUGUCACAACAUUAAAAUAGUCAUUUCGCAUAUCUGAAACUUUGCAGCUGUGAAUUUGUAUUUUGUUUACUCUAUCUCUGUGAAAUGUAUUUUUGUCAGUUUGAGGACUUUGGAUAUUUCAAAGUAUUUUCUGUAUGUGAAAUCAGCUUUUUGCAUGUGAAUUGAAUUGCUGGAAAUUAUUUAAAAAAAAAAGGAAAAAUCACUUUUAAAACCUGUUGUUGUCACUUUCCUUUGGAAUUCAUUACAUCGUAAACAAAACCAGACUUCACUGUUCAGAAGAUAGUAACGCUUGGUCAACCAUUGGAACUGCUGUCUGCAUUAAAGAAAAAAUAUUUUUUAAUUUUGGCAAGGUAAUCCUAGCCCUUACACACAUUUUGGCUCUGUUUACAAAUUUCCUAAGUUUCCCCAAUUCCCUUUCUGUCUCCCAGUCUUUGUUGAUGUCAUGAACCUUCUGCUUAGAGAACUUAAAAUUAACCAGUGUGACAAUGUUCUAACAAAUAUGAUGUGUAUACUGGCAAAUAAAGGCACACUCAGGUGAUCA